AUGUCAGAUUCUUAUAGCGAUACCGACGUAAAAUUAAUUGUUGGAAAUGGAUCAAAAACUAAAGAAUUUAGUGCGCAUUCAACAGUUUUACGUUCUCGUUCUCUUUAUUUUCAAAGAGCUUUAUCAGAACGAUGGAAAGAUCAAAAACAUGGCCUUUUUAUUAUUACAAAACCAAAUAUUCAACCUGAUAUUUUUGAAUCAAUUCUUAAUUAUAUUUACACAGGAAAAAAUAUAUGCCAAACAUCAGGAGAAAAUUCUUUAAAUAUAUUAGUCGCUUCUGAUGAACUUGAACUUCUUGACCUUGCAGAAUGUGCACAAAAGCACUUAAUUAAUAAAUUUUCACCAUGGUUAUUCUCUAAUAUAGUAAAGUCAUUUAAUAUUAUUUGUCGUUAUAGUCAUUUUAAUGAAUUAUACGAUUACGUUCAAAAUUUUAUUUUUAGAAAUCCUUAUUCUAUUUUUGAUUCAGUUGAUCUUCAUUUAUUAGAUGAAUUAGCCUUGAAAUGUCUUUUAGAAAGUGAUGAUCUUGAGCUUGAAGAAAUAGAAAUUUGGAAUUGUUUAAUUAAAUGGGGUAUUUCUAAACUUAUGGAUGAAAAUAUUACAAAUUGGUCUGAUGAAAAUAUCAACGAAUGGUCUGACGAUCAUUUCAAUGCAUUAAAAGAAACUAUCUCUCAUUGUAUUCCCUUAAUUCGAUAUUAUUAUAUUCCCAAAUAUUAUAUUGACAAACAAAUUAAAUGUUACCAAUUGGAUUCUAAUACAUUCGUUAAAUCAAAAACUCCACCAAGAAGAUUUCAUGAAAUAAAUGUACAUAGUGUUGCAAAUAAUUAUGGACUUAUUGGAUUUUUUAGCACAAUGAUUUUUAAUUUUAUUUUCAGCACAACGCAAUGCUUUAUAUUAAAUACGAAACCAUACUUUAGUAAAACUUCCAAUAGUUUUAUUUUUUCAUUUACUGAUCAAUCAAAUCCAGUAUUGAGUCGAGUAAAAAUUGCAAAAAAAGAUAAAGCUAUUUGGAAUAAUGAAUUAUGUGGACCUUGCUUUGGAAAAUCAGAUUUACGCAUGGGAUUUUCAAAUUAUUGGAGUAGUCAGUCGGAAGAUUAUGAAUAUAAGAUAACCAAUUCAAAUAUAUUUAUUGCUAAGGAAUAUGAACGCUGA
Molecule: messenger RNA, 1149 nt
Organism: Cetraspora pellucida
Lineage: Eukaryota; Fungi; Glomeromycota; Glomeromycetes; Diversisporales; Gigasporaceae
Source: the annotation of a GenBank genome assembly